AAAUUUCAUCAUAAAUUCCAAUUCUUCUUCCAUCACCAAAUUCCGCCCCAAACUUUCGUCCUCUCAAAGAAUGGGAUCCACAGAGAGACCAAAGAGAAGAGCUCAGCUCUGUAAAAAAGCCAUCGUCCACUUCUCCCUCUGCUUCGCCAUGGGAAUGAAAUAUAGGGUGUUUGGGACAUGGCCAAUGGCAGUGGUGACAGCAAACAAGAAGAAGGUGAUAAUUGAAGGGCCUGUGUGUGAUUCUUCUCAAGUAAUUGGAUGGCAUUUGAAAAAAGUGGCAAACCAAACACAGCCAAAACCACACAUCCAUAUCUCCAGUUUUGCCUUCAAUAGUUCCAUUCUUUGGGACCCUGAGAGAUGGGGUCGCACUUCCUCUAUCCAAGACACUUCUCAGAAGUCGGUCAAUUUCGUGAAACAAGUGGUACUCGAAGAUGAAGCUAAACUCACCGGCAUUCCAUCGGGAGAUUGCUCAAAAAUCAUGUUGUGGAACCUCCGUUCCUCCAGAAAAACUCCCCCAACCAAUCAGCAGUUGCCACCUGUACAGGAAGUCACCCAGACUCCGUCACAGCAAGGGACAUGAUAAACAAACCCAAAAGUAAUCCGACGGCAGAAACUAUAUUUUUGGAAGGGUAGCAUUGGCCCAUCCAACGGUGCUAAUUUUUCCGACAUUUUCCAUUUUUUAUUCUUUUCUUUUUCUGAGAAUUUUUAAUAGGUUUGAUACAUAAAUGCUUCUCAUUUGUAACUGUUAAUCUCUCUGUUUCUAUCUACAAAGAGAACUUCCGGUAUAGACCCGUUUCGAAACGGGGCAGGUGGGCCCAUGUAGAGCACAAAUAUGCUGAUCUGUUGUGGCCCAGUGGGCUGGUGGCUGACUCUAUAACACUGGCCCAUGGAUUUAAGAUGAAGUUUCCAAUGUCUUUGAACUUGAGUUCUAAAUUUUGAAGAAAUAUGAUUUCGAAUUUUGGAGGAUA
Momordica charantia (bitter melon) is the source of this 968-nucleotide messenger RNA. NCBI's taxonomy places the organism in Eukaryota, Viridiplantae, Streptophyta, Magnoliopsida, Cucurbitales, Cucurbitaceae. The record is from RefSeq and is a predicted model, not a curated record.